AAUUGUUAAUAAGCUAAUUUAGCAAAGCUCUGUACUUUAUACUCAAUCUAUAAAAUAUCAAAACUUUUCGAAUCGGAUUUGGAUAUCGGAGAUUACCAUUUUCGCGGUUUUCGGAAAUGCUCAGCCCUAUAAACAACUCAUCAGUAUCCGAUUUGUUAAAUCGAGUACAUACCAACUUCUCCUGAAAAACACAGGUAAAUGGCGGGAAAUAUUGGCGCCAUAAUUUGGAAUAAAAUUCCCCAAACCCAAACCCUAUUUAAACUACAAAACCCUCUUUUCCGUAGUAAUCGUCACUUCACUCAUCACAAACUCAUAAUAAAAAUGGCAGAAAACAACUCAAAUACCCAAAGCCCAGAAAUCAAGGAACCUUCAACCAAACUUCAAAAGCUUCAACCCCAUGAAAAUGGCGAUGAUUCCUCCUUCUUCAAGGUCAAGAAGCUCUCAGAUAAGGCUGUUCUUCCCUCUAGAGGAUCCCCCUUUUCUGCUGGUUACGAUCUCUCCAGUGCGGUUGAAUUGAAGGUGCCUGCUAGAGGGAAAGCUCUGGUUCCUACUGAUUUGAGUAUUGCUGUUCCUCAAGGAACUUACGCCAGAGUUGCACCGAGGUCGGGACUGACAUGGAAACACUCCAUUGAUGUGGGAGCAGGAGUGAUUGAUGCAGAUUACAGAGGACCAGUUGGGGUUAUCCUGUUCAAUCACUCCAAUGUCGAUUUCGAGGUGAAAGUAGGUGAUCGUAUUGCACAGUUGAUCAUUGAGAAGAUUAUAACUCCUGAUGUUUUCGAGGUCGAAGAUUUAGACUCUACUGUCAGGGGUGCUGGUGGGUUUGGUUCUACUGGUGUUUGAACUGGCUUAGAAAUUAGCAUUGAAAUUGCUGAAUGCUGUGAUCCAUUUUGCGUAUAUUAGUAGUUUAAUUGUACUUUGAACUUGGUAUUCUAGUAAUGGCUCAUGAUAGAGCAUUGAUCAUCAUAAUCGAGUAUUUUUACCAA
Molecule: messenger RNA, 983 nt
Organism: Chenopodium quinoa (quinoa)
Lineage: Eukaryota; Viridiplantae; Streptophyta; Magnoliopsida; Caryophyllales; Amaranthaceae
Product: deoxyuridine 5'-triphosphate nucleotidohydrolase-like
Exons: 4
Coding region: 199-840 (213 amino acids)
Biological process (GO): dUMP biosynthetic process; dUTP catabolic process
Molecular function (GO): dUTP diphosphatase activity; magnesium ion binding
Source: RefSeq, a predicted model, not a curated record